Molecule: messenger RNA, 10448 nt
Organism: Pangasianodon hypophthalmus (striped catfish)
Lineage: Eukaryota; Metazoa; Chordata; Actinopteri; Siluriformes; Pangasiidae
Gene: mast1a
Product: microtubule associated serine/threonine kinase 1a
Biological process (GO): peptidyl-serine phosphorylation; intracellular signal transduction
Molecular function (GO): magnesium ion binding; protein serine/threonine kinase activity; ATP binding
Source: RefSeq, a predicted model, not a curated record
AAAACCGGGCUGCGUCCCAAACCGCAUACUAUUCAACUCAGUAGUGUGUUUCUGUGGGUUACUAUAGUUACUAUACGUACAUAUACGCGCUUUGUUUCAGGCUACUGUUUGCGGUUUGGGACGCGGCCGCAAUCUCAAGCCUAUAGACUGCCUCAAUGGGUUGUAAAUCUAGCUAGCUUUCAUUCGUUCAAACGAAUCCGUUAACGGUGGCCGUUUUUUGUUUUUUUGUUUUGGUUUGGUUUAAUUCAAACGACGCGGGCGCGCGGGGUGUAACUGGAGUCGCUCGAGCGCAGCCGUUUGCGCUUCGUGUCGUGCACGCGCGGGCGCGCGCGCGCGCGCGAGAAAGAGAAGGAAAUGAGUAGCCAUGGAGACGCAGAGAGGAGGAAAGGAGGAAGGUGUAGCAAAGCUGUGACACUUUUCACCGUUUAAACGCUCCUUGUAACCGGAACUCCCGGUCGCUAUAAACAAACCUAUGGACAGGUUGUCAGGUUACUGCGCGAAAGAAACGGCUUUCUGGAUGCCAUUGAGCGACUUGUUCGAGCCACAGGAGCGAAGAUGACCGACAGGGCAGGUGGAAGUACCGCGGGUGAGGACUCCGGGAUCAUCCGCCGGAGGAGGAUGCAGAAGGAUCUGCCAUUGCCACGGAAGAGCAGCGGCUGUCGCACCAGUAACAGGAAGAGUCUGAUCCUGACCAGUACGUCUCCGACCCUGCCACGACCCCACUCACCUCUCCCUGGACACAUAGGAAGUAGUCCACUGGACAGUCCUCGUACCUUUUCACCCAGCGGCCCCGCCCACUUCUCUUUCACCCCCUCUAGAAGGGCUGAUGGACGCCGCUGGUCUCUGGCUUCACUGCCGUCUUCUGGAUACGGCACCAACACACCCAGCUCCACGUCGUCGAGCUCGUCUCAGGAGCGUCUGCACCAGCUGCCCUUCCAGCCCACCAUGGACGAGCUGCACUUCCUGUCCAAACACUUCGGCAGCACCGAAAGCAUGACGGACGACGACGGACGCAGGUCGCCGCAUGUACGGCCGCGCUCACGGAGCCUCAGUCCGGGCCGCUCGCCCUCCUGCUACGACAACGAAAUUGUCAUGAUGAACCAUGUAUAUAAGGAGAGAUUUCCAAAGGCCACGGCUCAGAUGGAGGAGCGCUUGGCCGACUUUAUCCAGUCCUACUCUCCAGAGAACGUGCUCCCGCUGGCCGACGGCGUCCUGAGCUUCAUCCACCACCAGAUCGCCGAGCUGUCCCGGGACUGCCUGACCAAAUCCCGAGAGGGCCUCAUCACAACCGUCUACUUCUACGAACUGCAGGAGAACCUGGAGAAACUCCUGCACGACGCAUACGAGCGAUCCGAGAGUUCUGAGCUGACCUUCGUCACCGAGCUGGUCAAGAAACUCCUCAUCAUUAUUUCUCGACCCGCAAGACUUCUGGAGUGUUUGGAGUUUAACCCCGAAGAGUUUUAUCACCUGCUGGAGGCAGCGGAGGAUCACGCUAAAGAGGGACACUUAAUGAAGACGGAUAUCCCGCGCUACAUCAUCAGCCAACUCGGUCUCACACGAGACCCACUGGAGGAAAUGGUGAACCUGGACAGCUACGACAGCGAGGGGCCACACACACCUGAGACUGACGACUCAACUGAGGGAAAGAUGAAGGCCAUGAAGCCACCUUGUGAAUCAGACUUUCAGACCAUCAAGCUGAUUAGCAACGGAGCCUAUGGGGCAGUGUAUCUGGUGAGGCACAGAGAGACUCGGCAGCGUUUCGCCAUGAAGAAAAUCAACAAGCAGAACCUGAUCCUGAGGAACCAGAUCCAGCAGGCAUUUGUGGAGAGAGACAUCCUGACCUUUGCCGAGAACCCAUUCGUUGUCAGCAUGUUCUGCUCCUUUGAGACUCGUAGACACCUCUGCAUGGUCAUGGAGUAUGUGGAGGGAGGAGACUGUGCCACCCUGCUGAAGAACAUUGGCGCAUUGCCAGUGGAAAUGGCUCGAAUGUACUUUGCUGAGACCGUCCUGGCUCUGGAGUACAUCCACAACUACGGCAUCGUACACCGAGACCUCAAACCUGACAAUCUGUUGAUUACGUCUAUGGGACACAUUAAACUGACUGACUUCGGCCUCUCUAAGAUGGGUCUCAUGAGCCUCACCACAAACCUGUACGAAGGCCACAUCGAGAAGGAUGCUCGUGAGUUCCUGGACAAACAGGUGUGUGGCACCCCGGAGUACAUCGCCCCGGAGGUGAUACUGCGGCAGGGUUACGGGAAGCCCGUGGACUGGUGGGCCAUGGGAAUCAUCCUCUAUGAGUUUCUGGUAGGAUGUGUGCCUUUCUUCGGGGACACACCUGAGGAGCUAUUUGGCCAGGUGAUCACAGACGACAUCGCCUGGCCCGAGGGAGAUGAAGCGUUGCCUAGCGACGCCCAGAACCUGAUUUCCACCUUGUUGCAGACCAACCCACUGGUGCGAUUAGGGACAGGAGGAGCGUACGAGGUGAAGCAGCACUCGUUCUUCGCAGAUCUGGACUGGAACAGUCUGCUGAGGCAGAAGGCGGAGUUCAUCCCUCACCUGGAGUCUGAGGAGGACACCAGCUACUUUGACACCCGCUCGGAGCGUUACCGGCACGUAAACUCGUACGACGAGGACGACACGAACGACGACGAGCCGGUGGAAAUCAGACAGUUCUCCUCUUGCUCUCCACGCUUCAGCAAGGUGUACAGCAGCAUGGAGCACCUGUCUCAGCUGGAGCAGAAAGCCCCGGUGGUGACCCGGCGAGAGCAUAAGGGACGUCGCGAGGACAAAAUGGCUAAGAGAGAGAGCCUCGGCAGCUUCAGCAAGAGCUGGAGAACCAGCUCACCAGAGAUGAAGCGUCUUUCGUGUUCCGAGUCUCUGUACAUGGAGGGAGAUUCCAGUCCUCCUUUAGGUGCCAGGCGACGCUUUUCUGCACUGAUGGACACACACCGCUUUGCCUCGCCUCUAGAGGGCGAUGGAGAGACACAGCCUCAACAGCCUGGGGCUAAAAGCAGGGGGUCGUCAGUAGAGGGCACCACUGCACCCUCGUCACCCAGUGCUAGUGAACAGAGCACAUCUGUAAAGGAGGUGUCUGGAGUGAGCGUGGGAGAUAAACCAGACAGACCCAGUGAGGUAUCAGCACCACAACCCAUUCCAUCAGCGACAGCAGCAGUAGUACCGGUUUUCCGCGAUGUGGUUGCCAUGGGCGACUCCCCCAGCCAACGGGCCACCAAUGACCUGGUUCUAAGGCGAGCGCGUCACCAGCAGCUCUCCGGAGAUGGUGAGAAACGAACCACACGUGCUGGCAGCAAGGUCAUCAAAUCUGCCUCGGCUACGGCGCUGUCUGUCAUUAUUCCAGCAGUUGAGCAGCAUGCUAGCUCUCCUCUGGCCAGCCCAAUGUCCCCUCGCUCGGUCUCGUCCAACCCGUCAUCGCGAGACUCAUCCCCAAGCCGAGACUAUGGCCCUGCAGUUAGCAUACUCCGCUCACCCAUCACCAUUCAGCGCUCGGGCAAGAAGUAUGGCUUCACACUGCGUGCCAUCCGCGUCUACAUGGGGGACAGUGACGUCUACAGCGUACACCACAUGAUCUGGCACGUAGAAGAAGGCGGUCCGGCUCAGGAUGCAGGGAUGUGUGCUGGUGACCUUAUCACACAUGUCAACGGAGAAUCUGUCCAUGGAUUGGUCCAUACAGAAGUGGUAGAGCUCAUUCUCAAGAGUGGUAAUAAGGUGACUGUGACCACCACUCCUUUUGAGAACACGUCGAUCAAAGUGGGUCCUGCUCGCAGAUCCAGCUACAAAUCCAAGAUGGCCAGACGCAGCAAAAGAACAGUCAAAGAGGGACAGGAAAGUAAGAAGCGAAGCUCUCUGUUCCGCCAGAUAACCAAGCAGUCAAAUCUUCUGCACACUAGCCGUAGUCUGUCAUCUUUAAACCGCUCGCUGUCCUCUAGUGAGAGUCUGCCGGGUUCUCCUACGCACAGCCUGUCUGCUCGGUCACCCACUCAAAGCUACCGUUCCAGUCCUGACUCCUCUUACCUAGGUGCCUCUUCUCAGAGCAGCUCUCCAGCCUCCAGCACACCAAAUUCUCCUGCUGCCUCCCAGCACAUGCGCCCCAGCUCUCUCCAUGGCCUGUCCCCUAAACUGCACCGUCAGUACCGCUCAGCCCGUUGCAAAUCCGCCGGCAACAUACCUCUGUCCCCUCUUGCGCAUACGCCAUCCCCUACUCAGUCUUCACCACCGUCCUUGUCAGGUCACACUGUUGGAAGUUCCAAUAUGACCCAGAGCUUCCCUGUUAAGCUUCACUCAUCUCCUCCUAUUACAAGGCCCAGGCCCAAGAGUGCCGAACCACCCCGGUCUCCGCUUCUCAAGCGGGUGCAGUCGGCAGAGAAGCUUGGGUCACCUCUGUCCUCUUCUUCGUCUUCGGGAGACAAGAAAGGCGGAAUUGGGGCAAUGAGGAAGCACAGUCUGGAAGUUGGCCAUUCAGAAUAUCGUAAGGAAGGCUUCCACUGUGAGCUGGGUCUCCAAAGCUUGUUGGAAACAGAAGGGGAGACUCUGGCCUCGACUUCUGCAACAACCCCAUCACCUACCCAGCCCACAGUUCCAUCACCCCUGGAGACAGGUGUUUUUAAGCCAGUAAGGAAGCUGGGCAGGCAGGAAUCUCCACUGAGUAGAGAUGCUUUGCUUGCUGGAAGAGUGAAGGAAAAGGACAAUGGCAGGGUGAAGUCUGGUGAUUUAACUCAGGGAAGUGACAGUAAACUAGCAAUAGUCUUGGAGAAGUCACCCCCUGCCACUGAGGCUCAACAGGAUACCAUGAGCAAGAAAGUCCCAGAUGAUAAGUCAAGUCACAUAAGAUCUCCAUUUGUUGAUGUGUCUCAGCAAUCACCAUCCACAUCAAGAGAUGCUAGCACAGCCAAACUUGAAACUAGUCAGCCUGUUGUGACCAAACCUUCACCCGUUGCACCAGAGUCUAAACUUAGUGUAGCUCCGUCAGUUCCAUCAUCUCUUACCACUUUGUCCACCACUGCUACAAAAACCACAGAUCUUACCUUCCCAAGUGUUUGUGUAGGAGGCACAAGUCAAAUUUGUGACACAAAACCCCCAAGCAUGAUUGUCCAAAGCCAGACACCAGGGACUGCCAAAGCUCACCAGACUUCCAUCAGUGUCAUCAAGGACUUGCAAGGAAAAGAGGCUGACAAGAAAGCAGAAAUGAAAGAAGUGAAACAGGACACAGGAAAGACUAUCAGCGCUGUCAAGUCUGGUGUACCGUGCAGUGGCCCUGUAAAGGGAGCUCCACUCCCUGACAAAGUGUCAGUCCCAGCGACAACCACAGAAGUAUCCAGAGUUAUCAAGGGACCAUCAGAUGGAGACACUCUUAAAAAGUCAGGUACAGAGACCCAUGGUAGGACUCCAGAUAUGAGAGUGAGACCUGGCUUACCUCCAUCCAAGGGGGUUGUUCCACCCUUCCCACCCCAGGUCCAGUCUCCUUCUCUGGGCAAGCUACGACAGGACAAGGGUCUUUCUCCGGUCAACUGCUACCGAGGCACCUUGGACUGGGAAGACAAAUGUCUCUUGGAGGUUGUUGAGGAGCAUUCUCCUUCUCCUACACCGUCCCCUACUGGAGCCACUCCUAGCUUGUCAAAAUCACCUCUCCAACCCGUUGUUACUCAAUCCUUGUCCCCUGGUGACAAAAGUGGCUCGACUAGUGUGUCUAAACCUGGGCAAGAACCAGCCAAAAGGUUAAUCCAGGAGGUGGCAAAGGGCAAGGAAGCUGUUAAAUCAGCAGAGGAAACCAAGGCUAUUGCACAAGGAAAGACUGAGGUUUCAGGUGGGAGUAGCCCAAACUUAAAAGUAGCAACACCGAGCCCUACCGGCACAAUACCACAGAAAAAGAAUGAGAGCAAGAAGAAUGGCUUGUGACAUUUCAGCACAGUCUGAUUUUGCCUUUAUUGGAAAUUUAGCACUUAAACACAUCAGGACAUUCCAAGUGGAAAAUAUUAAGAUCAAGCAAGACAAACAUAAUGACGAGACAAAACAAAUAGUGCAAAGAUUCUUCUGAUAAUGGUUUAUUUAUUGUAUAUAAAAAAGAUAGUAGAUGUAUUACAGGUAUGUGUUUGUAGAGAAUGACUGAGUGUUGCUUGAGUGGCAAGGUUAAAAAGAAAGUGCGAAGUGCUUUAACAGAUCAAACAAUGCUGAAAACUGUGAAUGCCAAUUCAUUGCUGAAGCGAAAUGGUAAAAAAAAUGGUUUCUUCCUGAGACAUUCACUAAACAAACAACACUGCAAGGAUGGAUCUUAUUUGGUAUACGUACGAAAGAGUUAUUUCUCUUGAGUUCCUCUAUGUGUGAUUAGCAUGCCGUCCAGUGAUUACGCAGCUAGCGCUCAAACUGCCUGUGACUUCUUUUUAAGCUAUGUAGGUGGAGGGAUAAGUAGGACCAAAAUAAGAAAAAUAAACCUGAGAGAUUUCAUUUUCUGUAAGCCCGUAAACCAAUGGAAGAUUUUUAAGGGGGAAAGCCUUAAAUUAAGAUGGUUUUGAAUUAUCCUGCACUGCAUGAGUGACCGUAGCCUUCUUAUCAGGUGCCAACAGGAGGCCUAGCAUAGUAGCCCAGUGACAGCUUCCUCCAUCGCAGCUUAGACAGCGCUGAUAUAAUCGCUGACUUGGGCUAAUUUUAAUACCAUUUGUGGGCUUUGUAUCCGCUCUGUUAAACAGGUGCCUUUCAGCUGGGUUGGCCGAGAAACGUUUAUGAGGGCUGUCAGGAUGGAUAAAGGGGAAAGGUAUUAGUGAAAAAGCAAUGUUUUGCACAUGCUGGUUAGGAAACAUGGGUUUAAAUGUAUUUAGCAGAGCAGAAAGUGUAGAGGGUCAAACUGGCUGAAGUAAAAAAUACACAAUUUCAGUUCCAUUUUAUAGGCAAGGGCAUUUUGCUGAUGCUGAAAUACUUGAAGUAUUGCAACACAUUUCAAUAUAUUGUGGAAAUCAUUCAUUAAAAAAAAAAAAAAAAAAAAAUCAGCUUUUGCUUCCAAACACACAUCUUGGUGUAUGAGUUAACUUUAUUAUCACAUUUAAUCCUUUGAUUAAGAUUUAGGAUGUCACAUAAUUCAGUGACGUCAGGAUGUCACAAAGUUUGGCAUAUGAUGCAUCCAAUUUUAAAAUGAGACAUUCCCAAUAUGUAAUAACUUUUCCUUUAAAAAAAAAAAAAAAAAAGGUGGUACUAGGUAAAAUAUGCAGAAAUGGUUCGUCUUUGUUGUUCAGUGGAUAGAGCUAUGAUGUGUAGAUCUAUGACAAUAAUGUUUGGGCGUAAAACACAGAGUACAGUUUAUAAUUCUUCAUGUAUUAUAAGUAUCACAGUCGAUCUAGCAGUGUAGUUUCCCUUGGAGUCUGUCUCUGUAUUUUUUGUGGUCUUAGUAAAGAGAGGCCUAAACACCAACAUGUUUAAUUUAUAACAUCAUUUUGUCAUUAGCUGUGCUGUUUACUACAUUAGUGUGAUGAAUAUUCAUAAAUAUGCAGCCAUAAAAAAAAAAAUCCCUUUACAGUGCAAGUAGGAAUACGUUGCCAUCUGGUGGCUAAACAGCACCUUGUCAUUAUUUUUGCACUUGGGUUGAUUUUAAAAGAUCCUAAAUCCCUCUGCUGCCUGGGAAGUGCAAUGAAAACAGAAGUUUCUCCAUCCUCUUCAGUCAACCCUGCCUACUCUGUUGUAACUCUGUACGCCUGCCUCAUAGGUUUGACUUUUAAAGAAAAGUGACACACCUGAGCAGCUUUGCUUUGCCUAAAGAAAGCUAAAGAAAAUGAAAAAUGCAAAAACAGAAGCCUGAAACGAAGAAACUAGCGACAUCAGUUGCACAUCAGUUGCAGCUGACAGUUUUAUUAAUGUGUCUUUGAAAUCGUUUGAUCAUUACAGAUCUAGAACCAUGUUGAAAAAUUACAAGGUGCACCUUUAAGAGUGAUGAAGUAGGAGUCAUUGCUUUCAGUUUGCUAAUAGGAUUAGUAGAUAUUGAUCAUGUGCUCGCUCAUCCGAGAGCCGGAUUCCUGAUUGGGGUAUUGAUCUUGAAUUUCUGGUGUCCAGGAGCCUGAUUACUGGACUGAUGUGUUUUAGGGAGACGAGUAUUGAUUUUUAGGGGUGAAGUCUACAAGGCUGUGCGUGUAUGUGUGUGUGUGUGUGUGUGUGUGUUUGUAAAGCCUGUCAGGUCACGAGUGCUAAUCAACAGCCUGCUCUUUCCAUCGUCACAACCCUGUUCGUUUGGAAUGAAGCUGAUUACUGAUGCUAAAUCAUAAGCUGAGUGACGUCUGUAUGUUGCAUACUACACUACCAGGUUUUUAAACUAUUUUCUCCUCACUCUGUGAACUGUAGCAUGCUAUGGUCUAUAUGUAUACUGAUAUAUCAAACAGCGAUCUGUCUCGCUCGUUAAACAGUACCUCAGUUGACGACCUGCACCUGGAAUUCAUAAAGCAUCUUGGUGAUCUAUAGGAGCCGGAAACAUUGUAGGUCCACUUUUGAACAAAGUGGAACUGGUGUACAUAACUAAAGGACAGCAUAGAAGUGGCGAAUACUCGUACUUUUUAACAAAGUUGUUAAACAUCAGAGAGUCAGAGAGCAAAGGGUCUUUGGGUUCAAGGGUUAAAGCAAACAUUCAGACAAAAAUCAAAUGUAUGCAGUUUUUCACUUUACUCCAAAUGGAGUCGUGUUUGGUGUCUAAAGUUUGCUUCUUUCUUUUUGCACUUGAGCUACGAGGUUAAUGUAGCUAAGAUGUAAUGGAAGUCAGUCUCAUUUACAGUUACAGUGUUUAUAAGUAUCCAGGACGACUUACAGAAAACAUAUCCUCAUGCUAGUUCAAUAGAUUAAAAACCCUUUGGGGGAGAGAGAGAGAGAGAGAGAGAGAGAGAGGUAGUACAGGAAGAAAACCCACAAGUCAAAGGUUCACAGUUCCACAUUCCCCGGUUUGAUCCUAAGCUCGAGUCUAUGUGGAGUUUCUUUGCAUGUUCUUCCCGUGUGCCCAUGUGGGUUUCCUCUGGGUUUGCUGGUUUACUCCCAAAAACAUGCCGUUAUAUUGAACUGGCUAAAUUGUCCCUAGAUGUGAACAUGUGUGUGUGUGUGUCUGUGUGUGUGCAUGAUGCUCCCCGAUGAAGUGGCGGCCCAUUCAGGGUGCGUUCUCGCUUCACUCCCAUUGUCCCCAGGAUAGACUCCACAUAAAUUGCUUACUGAAAAUGAGUGAGUCCGGCAGAUUUUCCCACACAGUCCUAGGCCAGGCUUGCUUGCUGUGAGGGAAUUUGUUCUUCUCAUACAAAUUUCAUGCCCCUAUCAGAUCUCCUCUUACCUUCCUAGCUGUAGUGUAUUUUAGCCUGCUGUGUGAUGGAAAAAAAAAAAAAAAAAGAUGGCUGCCACCAUAACGUUCCAGUGCUCAGUUACACAGCGAAGUCCUACUGUGUCUUAAACCACUUCUGCAAGUCUGUGUGACAUCACUGAACAUCUGGACAUGGGUUUGAGGCAGAGCUUAACACCAUAUCAGACUAAGGAAAUAUUUAAAAUUAAACAAGCAAACGAUGGACACCAAAACUUUUCGAAGGGGAGGAGCUUGUUUCAGUUUUACUUGUUUAAACGCUCGAUUUAAACACAAUUUUCUGGUGAUGAGCGCAGAACCUUGGGGGAUGCCGUAGAUGUGUAUUUAAGGUUAAACCUAAAACGUUGUCUGUACGCAAAGCCUUAAUCAUAUCCACAUUUUUCAAUUUUAAACGUAUUCUCAAGUCCACUGAUGCCUCCUUUCUGAAGAGUGGGGUCACGUAUUCAGAGCUUUUAAAAAUGAUUUGCAUAAUGCUAACUGACACUAUGUGAUUUAAUUGAAGAAACGUUAGUAUUUUGAGGCAAAGUAUUCCUUAUUUGGGAUAAUAAUAAUAACGCCAGUGAAGGAUUUCAGUCUGUUCUAUAGCCACGUGAUGGAAAAGAUCCCAGGUCAUGAGACUCAUUACAGCUGGAACCCAAACUCAUGACACGUACGUAACACACGUCUUUUGACUGUUGUCACUUUUAUCACGUGACUGUUAUAGUAUCAAAUCAUGAAAUUUAAAAAAAAAAAAACAUUUUGUAAUGUUUUCUGUUCCACUUUAUAGCCUAGUUUCUUAUUCCUGAUGUAAAAUGAUGAAUUUGAUGAAUCACGUCCUGGCUCGUUCCAAGUAAAUAACGGCGUUCACUCCCGACUCCUGAAACAUAAUCAGUUCCUGUGCAUUGUUUGCGAUUUCUCUGUGGAUUUGUUUAUUUAUUUAUUUACUUAUUUUUACGAUUCUGUGAUCUUCUGCGAAUGCACUUUAUUUUACGUCAGAAUGGAUCUUCUUUUACAUGGACGUAUACUAUGUACUGUAUUCAUUUACCACGUAGAGAAAUGUACACUGAAAUGCAGAUAUUCUGUGUUUAACGUGAAUGUUUUAGAGAGGAAAAUAAAGGAACAAUCAUUUAUUAUGUACCAAUUA